UCCAGUCAAAGUUCAAACAUGUGGCCUGCUCUUCUGUUCUCUGUUACUCUGACCAGUGCUAGUACACACUCUCUGACAUAUUUCUUUACCGCUGUGUCUGGAGACAUUGACUUCCCAGAGUUCACUGUUGUCGGUCUGGUCGAUGGAAAGCGGUUUAUUUACUUCGACAGCAACAUAAAGAAAACUGUCCCAAAGACAGAGUGGAUGAAACAGAAAGAAGGAGCAGGUUACUGGGACAGACAGACUCAGCUCGCGGCGGGGACUCAUCAUGCUUUCAGAAACAACAUCCAAGCUGCAAGAGGUUUGUUCAACCAUUCAACAGGUGUGCACACAUUCCAGCUGAUGUACGGCUGUGAGUGGGACGAUCAGACUGGAGCAACAGAUGGGUUUCGUCAGGAAGGUUAUGAUGGAGAGGACUUUCUGACUCUGGAUUUGAAGGAGAUGAGAUGGACUUCAGCGGUGCAGGAAGGAUUCAGCACCCAGAACAAGUGGAAUAAUAACAGAGCGUAUCUUGAGGGUAGAAGACAUUACUUCAACACUGUGUGCGUCGAGUGGCUGAAGAAAUACGUGGAGUAUGGAAAGAGCAGCCUGGAGAAGACAGUCUCUCCUCAGGUGUCUCUUCUCCAGAAGUCUCCCUCGUCUCCAGUCGUGUGUCACGCUACUGGUUUUUACCCCAGUGGAGUUACAAUCUCUUGGAUGAGAAACGAACAAGAAAAUCAUACAGAUGUGAGUCACGGUGAACUUCUUCCCAACGAGGACGGGACCUUUCAGAAGAUGAGCUCCAUCAGAGUUACACCUGAGGAUCUGAAGAAGAACGAGUACAGCUGUGUGGUGAAACACAAGAGCACGACCGUCAGAAAGACCCUGACGGGGAAAGAGAUCAGAACAAAUGAGGAUCAAACAGGAGGUUCUGUUCGUGUUGGCAUCAUUGUUUUUGCUGUGGAUGUGUUUAUUAUCAUCUGUGUCGCUGGAUGUAUGUAUCUGAAGAAAAGACGUGAGGACGGACAGCUAUGAUGGCUAAUUCUUGCUUAAACAACUGCACAUAAAACAGGACUGGAGAUUUC
Puntigrus tetrazona (Sumatra barb) is the source of this 1064-nucleotide messenger RNA. RefSeq names its product H-2 class I histocompatibility antigen, Q9 alpha chain-like. Gene Ontology annotation, cellular component: external side of plasma membrane. The transcript has 5 exons. The coding region runs from base 19 to 1014 and encodes 331 amino acids. Gene Ontology annotation, biological process: immune response. Lineage: Eukaryota; Metazoa; Chordata; Actinopteri; Cypriniformes; Cyprinidae. The record is from RefSeq and is a predicted model, not a curated record.